UGGAUUUGCCACCUUUCUACUCUUUCUUUGCCAACCUUCAAAUAUAUACCAUACUUCUUUUAGAAAAUCCCUUAUAUAUUCCCUUCCCAAACCUCUCUUUUCCCAAGCAGCUACCAGAUAUCUUCUUUCACAUUCCUUUAAUUUCCUCCUCCUCUCCAUUGUCAAAAUGAUGGGUAGGAAUAAUGCUGUUUUGUUGGGAUUUGUUAUCUGCAUUAUCGUCGCUGGAGUUGGAGGUCAAGCACCUCCAACACCUCCUACCACUAACCAGGCUCCUCCAACACCCACUACCCAAGCACCACCUACACCCACUACCCAAGCUCCCCCAACACCAACUACCCAAGCUCCACCUACACCCACUGCUUCUCCUCCUCCAGUUAGCACCCAAACGCCACCGGCUCAGCCACCACCAACUGCUUCACCACCCCCCACAGUUUCAUCCCCACCUCCUAUAGUAACUUCUCCACCACCAGCACCUCCUACUCCUACUGCUUCUCCUCCUCCACCAGUGAACUCUCCACCUCCUCCGGCAGCACCUUCUCCUGCGCCACUUGCAUCAACUCCUGCUCCAGCUCCUGCGAAGAAAUUGACUUCUCCAGCACCAUCUCCUUUAGGAUUUAGUCCUCCCGCUGGAGCACCAGCCCUAGCCCCGAGUCUUGGAGCUUUAUCUCCUGCCCCUUCAGCUACUGAUCAGAGCGGAGUGGAGGGCCUGAAGAUAUCAACAAUUGUUGUGAAAAGCUUGGUCUUAGGAUGGGGUCUACUCUGCUUUCUAAUGUAGAGCUCUCUUUUCAUCCUGCAUCAUUUGUUUUAGUUUGCCUCUAUAUGUAUGAAUUGCUAUCUCUUUAUUUAGCUUAGGAUGAUGAUGAUGAUGGCCCAUUUCCUUGCCUGUACUUGGAUUAUAUAUUCACUUCGAUUUUUUUGGAGGAUCUUGUUAAGGGGAGCUUAAUUUUUGUAUUUUGAGAGGAUUGUAUUUUAAUUGAAGUUUCUAUAUAUUGUUUUA
Messenger RNA from Solanum stenotomum, 997 nucleotides. Its product is annotated as classical arabinogalactan protein 9-like. Lineage: Eukaryota; Viridiplantae; Streptophyta; Magnoliopsida; Solanales; Solanaceae. The record is from RefSeq and is a predicted model, not a curated record. Gene Ontology annotation, cellular component: plasma membrane. The transcript is spliced from 3 exons. The coding region runs from base 167 to 775 and encodes 202 amino acids.